This is a messenger RNA of Microcebus murinus (gray mouse lemur), 1111 nucleotides long. The record is from RefSeq and is a predicted model, not a curated record. Lineage: Eukaryota; Metazoa; Chordata; Mammalia; Primates; Cheirogaleidae.
AGGUGUCCCUAGCAGAGAGGUGUCCCUAGCAGGGAGGUGUCCGUACAGGGAGGUGUCCCUAGCAGAGAGGUGUCACCGCACCGUAAGCGUGAUGCGCUUGGAUGAUCCUGAAACCACCCCCCAUGGAAAAACUGUCUUCUGUGAAACCGGCCCAGAGUUACCCAAAGGGGGGCCGCUGUCCUUCGGGGAGGAAGUACCCCCGUCUUGCAGGGUUCGGCCCUUUCGGGGAGCACACCGUGAACGCCAGCUGGAUCGCAGUUCAGGAGCUGGAGAAGCUGGGCCUGGGCGACAGCGUGGACCUGCACGUGUACGAGAUCCCGGUGGAGUACAGGACGGUGCAGCGGCUCAUCCCCGCGCUGUGGGAGAAGCACAGCCCCCAGGUACCUGUGUGACUUCACCUACUACACCUCCCUGUACCAGAGCCGCGGGCGCUCGGCCUUCGUGCACGUGCCGCCGCUGGGCAAGCCCUACGACGCGGGCCAGCUGGGCAGGGCGCUGCGGGCCAUCAUCGAGGGCAUGCUGGACGUCCUGGAGCAGGCGGAAGGCGGCAUCGGCUGCUGCCACCAGCACUGAGGCCGGCUCCCUCGCUGGACCCCCCUAGACCUCGCCCCGCCAGCGCGCCCCGGGAGGCAAGGCGCGUGCGUGCGCCCUCCCAGGCCCGGCCUGGAGACACCGCCGGACACCUGGCAAGGGGGGAGGGCGUCCGGAUUCGGAUGAGACUGUCGCCGUGGACGCACCUCCUCUUCCUUCUCCUCUGCAAAAGCUCCCCCGGGUGACCGGAAGGACGCGGCGGAAGGUUUUUUUCUCUAUGACCCCCUCGCCUUUGGGGACCCGGCCGUUGCGGGCCUGGGGGGCCGGGUUUUCCGUCCCCCCUGCACCCCCGGGAUUUUCUGUCCCGUCUGGGGGAUCCACGCUGCCUUGUCGCCUGGUUUCCUGAGUCCGUCGGUGGCGAGGCCCCGCACGCAGGACGGCCUCGGGGGGAGUCUCCGCCUCCGCACCGCGCCCCGGGCUGCGGGGAGCCCCCCGCAAAGGCCGCCUCGGGGUGCGGCUUGACUCUGUUUUCUCUCUCUUUCUUAUUCUCUUUCUGAAAGCAACAGCGCUAGUUUGGGUA